Molecule: messenger RNA, 678 nt
Organism: Thecamonas trahens ATCC 50062
Lineage: Eukaryota; Apusomonadida; Apusomonadidae
Product: UDP-N-acetylglucosamine transferase subunit ALG14
Exons: 1
Coding region: 1-678 (225 amino acids)
Biological process (GO): dolichol-linked oligosaccharide biosynthetic process
Cellular component (GO): UDP-N-acetylglucosamine transferase complex
Source: RefSeq, a predicted model, not a curated record
AUGUUUUGGGCGCUGGCAGCAGCAAGCCCCUGGAGCAUCGCAGGAUGCGUGGCUCUGGUGCUGGCGGUGAGGACGGCGGCGUGCGUGCCCGGGCUGCGGGCUGCGCUCGGGCUCGGCCGUAGUCAAGGGAGUGGGCGGCGGCGGCCGGCGGGGCAGGCAGCGGCGGCGCUGGUGGUCCUGGGCUCUGGCGGUCACACGUCGGAAAUGCUGUCGAUGCUGGCUGCGCUCGACCGAGCGCGGUACAGCCCGCGGACGUACGUGGUGGCGGCAACCGAUCGGCACUCGGCGGGCAAGGCCGAGGCGGCUGAGGAAGGGGCGGGUGACGCGCGGGUGGUGGCCACGCCGCGGGCGCGCGAGGUCGGGCAAUCGUGGGUGACGACGGUGGUGACGACGGCGUGGGCCCUAGUUCAUGCGCUGUGGCUCAUUCUCGUCGCCAUCCGCCCAGACGUGGUGCUGGUCAACGGGCCCGGGACGUGCGUCCCGUUCUGCAUCGCCGCCACCGUCGGCAACGUGCUCGGCCUCACCGCCACCCGCAUUGUCUUUGUCGAGUCGAUGUGCCGCGUCGACUCGCUCUCGCUCUCGGGCCGCAUCCUUUAUCCGCUCGCCCACCGGUUCCUUGUCCAGUGGGCCUCGCUCGUCGCCCACUACCCGCACGCCGAGUAUGUUGGCCUCAUGUGA